AUUUUAGAAGUGGGAGAAGAGAUCGUCGAACUUGAAGUCAGUGGCUUCAAUACAGCUGAAAUGACGGUGGCAGCUAUGAAUAUGGGUGGCGUUUACCUCAAUUCGGUUCAAUUGAAUCAGCACUCCGGUUCAGGAUGUCAAGUGAUGGCACAGUCGACUUGUAAUAAUAGAUCGCUGCCUCCGUUCGAUUAUCCCUACAUUGUGCAGAUCUCACCAACUUCUCUGCGCCUCCUAGAUGGGGCUACUCUACUCGAGCAUGUCCAACUGACUAAUGAGUGGCGCAUACAUCUUGUCAGCUGUGCAGACCCUUUCUUACUUCUUUCCACAGAGGAUGACGAACUAUAUUUGCUGCGUCUGCGCGACCCUUCUACAAUCCCUAUGAGACUAGAAUCCCGUUUAUCUGGCACUGAGCCUGGGUCUGGAUUAGAUCAAGAAGCUAUAGCCUUACACCAACUUGAUGCGCUGAAGUCUGAAACUGAAUCAUUAUCACCUGCAGCACGGAGCCCUCAAAGACCUGAUCAAAUGGAUGUUGUGGAAAACGAAUUGCUUUCUGAUUUUCUUAUUGAUCAGUUGCCUGUAUCGGAUUACUUCGAUAUUUCUCAGCCAAAAGUCGGUCAGGUAUCUGCACCUCUCUGCUUUUGCCUUUACUAUGACGCAUCUGGAAAACUCUCCGAAAUGCUUUUUUCCGAGAAUGCCUUUCUUCAAAGUGUGGCUACUAAUCCAGGGGGAGAUGGCACGAGUGAUCCUCGUCGUCAGACUCGUUCCGGUCAACGCUCAGGCCAACGCUUCGACCAUGAAGAGGAUAGUCCGCAAGUUCCGGCUAAAAUGCCAUCCGAACAGAUGUCCACGGCACCUCCUAUUGUCGGCGGUACUUUUGGCCAUCCUACCAACUCAGACGAAGAGGAUAUUCUUCUAUACGGUGAGGUGAUCCAUCUAGUUAAGCCGGAGCCUUCACUUGUCCCAUCGACGCCUGUUGUCGAUGGGCUUGAUUGCGUGAAUUAUGCUGAUCUCUCGGCAAGCAGGGUCACUAAACAAUUAGAUGAGAGAGAUUCCUUCUCACCGAGUACCUUAAACGAACGUACAGAGCCCAGACCUUAUUCUGCUGAUGCUGUGGUUGGACGAUCGCAUUAUCUUGCCUUUAUCGCUUACACUAAUGGAGUUCUGGAGCCGAAUGAGGUGCUAGAUAGUUCCGAAGCAUUUGAUACGAAUAUGGUUACUGUGGUCGAUUGUAAUAGCAAAAAAACGUACCUUUAUUCAUACAAAGCCGAUUUCGAGACUACAAUUCCUGUUGAUCGCGUAUCUCUAGUUUCAUCCAGCUCUGAACGCAAAACCUUUGAAGACCAUUGA
Messenger RNA from Protopolystoma xenopodis, 1347 nucleotides. Lineage: Eukaryota; Metazoa; Platyhelminthes; Monogenea; Polystomatidea; Polystomatidae. The record is from the annotation of a GenBank genome assembly.